AUGAAUGGCCUUAUAAUAGAGAGCCCACGCGAUCGCAGCACUCCUACCGUCCUCAUGGGUUACUGUAUUUUACUGAUUGCUUUCAUUCAUGUCGGCAACGUUCUAGCACAGUCAUGCGCAGAUGGUGGAGUUGGACCUUGCCUUUCUGGAACGUGCCCUCCGUCGUUUACUUGCCUAACCAAUAUUGACAGUUGUUGUGACAAUAGUCAGAUCGUACCUGCUCCUACUCCACCUCCACCAGUAACCACUGCACCUCCUGUAACAGUUCCUCCAGUAACCGUUCCACCAGCUACCGUUCCCCCAGUUGUGACUGCUGGCCCAGGAGUCACUGUACAAACUACAGCGGCUUCUACAACCUGUGUGGACAAACUUAAUGCAGCGACAGGCUCUUCCGACUGCCCUUCUAUGGCAUCGUAUUGUAACAAUGCAGUCUACUACAACCUUAUGACUGAACAAUGUCCAAGGACAUGUGGACGUUGCUCGUCGUCAUCUUCUCCUACUACUAACUCCACUUGUGUGGAUAAGAUAAAUACAGCGAAAGGCUAUUCCGAUUGCCCUUCAAUGGCCUCGUACUGUAACGUUGCUUCUUACUACACCCUUAUGACUGAACAGUGCCCAAAAACAUGUGGACGCUGUUCGUCGUCGUCCAGCACGACCGCUCCAACAUGUAAGUUGUUUUACUGCCACCAUUAA
Messenger RNA from Haemonchus placei, 693 nucleotides. Lineage: Eukaryota; Metazoa; Nematoda; Chromadorea; Rhabditida; Trichostrongylidae. The record is from the annotation of a GenBank genome assembly.